Molecule: messenger RNA, 532 nt
Organism: Ilex paraguariensis (yerba mate)
Lineage: Eukaryota; Viridiplantae; Streptophyta; Magnoliopsida; Aquifoliales; Aquifoliaceae
Source: the annotation of a GenBank genome assembly
CAGUAAUGUCCUACUCGAUGUUGAUUUUAAUGGGCGGCUAGGAGACUUUGGGCUUGCUAGAUUGUAUGAUCAUGGUGAAAAUCCUAAAACAACCCAUGUGGUUGGAACUUAUGGGUAUAUUGCACCAGAGCUUGCUAGAACUGGUAAGGCAACUACUAGCACUGAUGUCUUUGCUUUCGGGGUUUUUAUGCUCGAAGUGGCUUGCGGACUAAGGCCUCUAAAGGUACAGGGAUUUGAUGAUAAAAUUCUGGUUCAGUGGCUUAUGGAGAAAUGGAAAGAAGGAGCAAUCCUUGAGGCAAGUGAUCCCAGAUUGGGAGUAUGCAGGCCUAGCAUGAGGCAAGUGAUGCAAUAUUUGGAUGGAGAUGCCAUCUUGCCGGAAGUAUUUAUGGAUGCUGCAGGUGUUGGCAUGGCUGGAUUAGUGGGGAAUGAAAUGUCAAUUGAAUUGGCAACGACAUUUCCUUCUUCAUUGUUGGAGAAUAUGUCUUUUAGUGCCCUAUCUGAUACAGAGUCACUCCUUUACGUGGGACGUUAG